UCAAAAAAGCGUAUAUUACAAACUGGAAGAAUAUUCUCAUUUCUAAGUUCAAAAAAACAUAUUGGAAAUAAGACUAUAUUCGAUAGUGAUUGGUCAUUGCAAAGUCCAAGUGGUCAAACUUAUGAAUGGUUUGGAGCAGCUAUCAGCGUUCAUCAUAGGAAACAAACAAACAAUCCAAUAAUAAUUGUUGGUGCACCAGGUUAUAAUAAUGAAUUAAAAACACAGUGGGCUGGUCGUAUUUAUGGAUUUGAAAUAAGAGACGAUGAUAAAAUGAAUCCUUUGAAAAUAUUUGAUCUGAGUGGAACCGAAGAGUUUCAAGGGAUUGGAAGUUCAAUAAUUGCUGCUGAUUUUCUUCAAGAUGUUGGUGAUUUUUUGAUUGUCGCUUCUCAAUCCGAGACAAGCAUCCAGAGAUUCCCGAUGUAUAAUAAGCUAUGGCAAGCCGGUGCCGUUCGUGUGAUAAAUAUGGAAUAUCUAAAAGAAGGAACUUUAUUAUCUGAUGACUAUAUGAGUGUUGGAAAUGGAUUAUUGUCGCUAUUGCGAGGAACUGAGAGUGCAUCUCAUUUUGGAAGUGCGGUAUAUUGGGAUGACAUUAACAAUUCGCUUUGGAUUUCUGAACCAUUUGCUUCUUGGGAAGCGGGCCACAUAUAUAACUAUCCAUUAAAAUCUAUAUUAUCUUUUCACGAAUACUCAAAAAAUUUAUCUCAAGAUACUUCAAAUUAUCAAACACCUCAAAAGAACAUUCCAAAUAUUGAAACUUUUAAAUUAGCAGACGUAUGUAUGAAAAGUAGAGAACCAAGAGCAAGAUUUGGAAAUAAAAUUAUAAAAUUUGAUUUUAAUGGUGACGGAAAACGAGAUUUAGUUAUUGCUUCGGAACAUAGCAGUCAAAGUAUUAG
Messenger RNA from Racocetra persica, 893 nucleotides. The record is from the annotation of a GenBank genome assembly. Lineage: Eukaryota; Fungi; Glomeromycota; Glomeromycetes; Diversisporales; Gigasporaceae.